Galendromus occidentalis (western predatory mite) is the source of this 1623-nucleotide messenger RNA. RefSeq names its product isovaleryl-CoA dehydrogenase, mitochondrial. The transcript has 7 exons. Gene Ontology annotation, molecular function: flavin adenine dinucleotide binding; 3-methylbutanoyl-CoA dehydrogenase activity. The record is from RefSeq and is a predicted model, not a curated record. NCBI's taxonomy places the organism in Eukaryota, Metazoa, Arthropoda, Arachnida, Mesostigmata, Phytoseiidae. Gene Ontology annotation, cellular component: mitochondrion. The coding region runs from base 241 to 1497 and encodes 418 amino acids. Gene Ontology annotation, biological process: L-leucine catabolic process.
CGAUAAUGGAGAAGGCCCUCCUCGACACGAUAAACAUCUGCGGUAUCGAAAAGAGGGCCAGACAGAUAGUCUUCUCCUCUUUCUUGAGUUAACCUUCGGUCCUGGCGAAACGGGUCUCACUAUGAAUUUCCUCAUCAGUUCGAUGGAGUGAACGUUCUGACUUCGAGCUCCUUGCACUUCCACAACCACACUGAUCUUCACGGUGAUCAGACGGCAGUGUUUUCAGCCUCUCGAGCUAUCAUGAGCGCGCUACUGCGUCAACUUGCCAGAUCGGUGCCCAGAUUAUCUCUGAGGCCACCGUCGAGACUAGCUUCACAUUAUCCCGUACCCGAUGUCUGUUUCGGUCUCACGGAAGAACAGCAACAGCUCCGGCAGAGCGCCUUCCAGUUUUUCCAGAAAGAAUUGGCGCCUCACGCACAGGAAAUCGACAAGACUAAUCACUUUCGGCAAUUCAGAGAUUUCUGGAAGAAACUCGGCUCGCAAGGAUUCUUGGGUGUCACCGUCAAGAGCGAGUAUGGAGGCUCGGAACUCAAUUAUCUAGAUCACAUCAUCAUCAUGGAGGAGAUGUCUCGAGCUUCUGGCUCUAUCGCCCUGAGUUAUGGCGCACAUUCGAAUCUCUGUGUGAAUCAGAUCCACAAAAAUGGCACAGAAGAGCAGAGGAGAAAAUAUCUUCCGAAGCUGUGCAACGGAGAGCACAUCGGAGCCCUCGCUAUGAGCGAAACCGGGUCGGGAUCCGACGUCGGUUCCAUGAAGCUCACGGCCGUCCGUGACGGAGACGAAUACGUGCUGAACGGAAGCAAAUUCUGGAUAACCAAUGGUCCGAACUGCGACGUGCUGUUCCUGUACGCUCGUACCGAUCCGAAUGCAAAGAAGCAGCAGCACGGAAUCAGCGCCUUUAUCGUCGAAAAAGGAACGCCUGGUUUCACGGUAGCUCAGGAACUUGAUAAAUUGGGAAUGCGAGGAUCGCCCACGGGCGAGCUCGUUUUCGAGAACUGUCGCAUACCCGCCGAGAACUUGGUUGGGGAAAUCAACAGGGGAAUGUACGUCUUGAUGAGCGGUCUCGAUUUCGAACGUCUCGUGCUGGCUGCCGGGCCUGUAGGUCUGAUGCAGGCUAGCUGCGAUGCCGCCUUCGAAUACGUUCACCAGAGGAAACAGUUCGGUCAGGAGAUCGGCAAGUUCCAAAUGGUUCAAGCCAAGAUCGCCGACAUGUACACCACGACGAACGCUUGUCGGAGCUAUCUCUAUUCAACUGCACGAGCCGUGGAUCAAGGCCAUGUCCUCUCGAAGGAUUGCGCCGGGGUCAUUCUACACUGCGCGGAAAAAGCGACUCAGGUUGCGCUGGACGCAAUCCAACUGCUUGGAGGGAACGGCUACAUAAACGAUAAUCCGACCGGACGGUACUUGCGCGAUGCCAAGUUAUACGAAAUCGGAGCUGGAACGAGCGAGAUCCGACGAUUGAUAAUCGGCCGUGCUCUGAACGCCGAGUACAAGAGUUGAGGAGAAGUAGGGAGAGAUUCGAUUCUGUACAUAAUUCCCGUCUUUUCCCCCGGACCAAGUUACAUUUAGGGCAGAAGGGUUGUAGAUAGAUACAGUUCUGAGUAUAAAUAAUUCAAGCCAUGGUUU